This is a messenger RNA of Panicum virgatum (switchgrass), 1685 nucleotides long. RefSeq lists its product as uncharacterized. The transcript is spliced from 2 exons. Lineage: Eukaryota; Viridiplantae; Streptophyta; Magnoliopsida; Poales; Poaceae. The coding region runs from base 421 to 1416 and encodes 331 amino acids. The record is from RefSeq and is a predicted model, not a curated record.
ACAUGGCUGGAUGGAUGGCUGGCUGUGAAUGAAAGCAAAAGGAAAGGGGAUGCUCCGUCCGAUCCAUCACUCACUCCAGUACCAGCACAAGCAGCAGCACCAGCACUGUCCUGUCCACCGACGCUCUCAACCAACACUCGCUACUCUUGUUUAAUUAUCGUUAUUGGCCGCUGCCUCUGCGGCUCUGCUUUCCCCCCUCUCUCUUCCUCUUCUUUUUUUUUGAUGGCAUCUUCCUCUUCUUCUUCCUCCCCCGCUUAGGAGUUUGGAGGAGUUAGGAGCUGGAGUACUAGUAGUUAUAGUUAGUUAACGCUGCCUGCCUGCCUGUUUGCUCUGCACAAAGUUGAGCGGCCAUUGCUGGAGUGGAGUAGAGCUAGGCUAGCUGCACUGCAGCCGCCGCUGCAAAUCAAGAUCAAGAUCAAGAUGCCGCACGCCAAGACGGACUCGGAGGUGACCAGCCUGGCGCCCUCCUCGCCGCCGCGCUCCCCGCCGCGCACGCGCCCCGUCUACUACGUCCAGAGCCCCUCCCGGGACUCCCACGACGGCGACAAGACGGCCACCUCCGUCCACUCCACGCCCGCGCUCAGCCCCAUGGCCUCGCCGCGCCACUCCCACUCCUCCGUCGGGAGGGACUCCUCCUCCAGCCGCUUCUCCGGCCACCCCAAGCGAUCCGGCUCCAAGGCGGGGGACAAGGCGGCGGGCCGCAAGGGCGCGCCGCAGGGCAAGGGGUGGCAGGAGAUCGGGGUCAUCCAGGAGGAGGGGCUCCUGCUGGACGACGACGAAGAGCACACCAGGAUCGUGCCCAAAAAGUGCUACUACUUCCUCGUCUUCGUGCUCGGCUUCGUCGCGCUCUUCUCCUUCUUCGCGCUCGUGCUAUGGGGGGCCAGCAGAUCGCAGAAGCCGCAGAUCGUGAUGAAGAGCAUCAAGUUCGACAACUUCAUCAUCCAGGCCGGCACCGACGCGUCUCAAGUGCCCACCGACAUGGCCACCACCAACGCCACCGUCAAGUUCACCUACCGCAACAAGGGCACCUUCUUCGGCAUCCACGUCACGGCCGACCCCUUCCAGCUCUCCUACACCCAGCUCACGCUAGCAAACGGAGACCUCCACAACUUCUACCAGCCGCGCAGCAGCCGCCGGACCGUCAGCGUCGCCGUGCUGGGCGACAAGGUGCCGCUCUACGGCGGCGGCCCGACGCUGACGGCGGCGCCGCCCGCCGGCGGCAAGAAGGCGGCCACCGCCACCAGCGUGCCGCCGGUGCCCAUGGUGCUUCGGACGACGCUGCACUCGCGGGCCUACGUGCUGGGCGCGCUGGUGAAGCCCAAGUUCACCCUGGCCGUCGAGUGCAGGGUGCUGAUGAACCCCACCAAGCUCAACAAGCCAAUCUCGCUGGACAAGGCCUGCCACUACUCCUCCUAAUAAACUACUCUUCUUUUUUCCCCUUCUUCUAUCUGAAUGUAUACAUACAGUAUUUAUUAAUUAUCUUCAUUCUUCGUCGUCCUCGAAUCGAUCAUCAUCAGCUGAAAAACAGAAAACCACCAUCGUAUAUCUGAUCUUCUCCAUCUGCUAAAUGUAAUAAUAUUGUUCUUUUCUCUCCUCCAUCUGUGUACUAUAUAUUGUCCUUUUUGCCCAUCAUAUCAUAUAUGGUUGCUGUAACUGUAAGAGUAGUAAUUAAGACAGACAGAUCA